Molecule: messenger RNA, 1811 nt
Organism: Alosa alosa (allis shad)
Lineage: Eukaryota; Metazoa; Chordata; Actinopteri; Clupeiformes; Clupeidae
Gene: c24h11orf68
Product: chromosome 24 C11orf68 homolog
Exons: 3
Coding region: 422-1165 (247 amino acids)
Source: RefSeq, a predicted model, not a curated record
UUGUAAUAUAUUUUAGGACACAUUGCAACUACUGCAAUUAAUUUACACUAGUCAGAUUUGUCUAGCGAAUACCUUCAAGUAACGUUACAAUGGUUUGCGCGUCUUCUACCAAACAUACGUCUCUAUGACUGUUUAUUGUAAAAAUAUAAAUAAAGUUUUGCCAUUGAACACUUUACCAACCAUCACUUCUACAGCUGACGUAGUGUUGGUCGGAGCAUCGAAGUUUUGCCUCAUAACUUUAAGCAAGUGAGCAGCUGACCGACAAGGAUCCACGAUAACGGACCAGCUAAUGUUAGUCGGUAUCUUAUAGCUGGUUAACUGCCUCUAGUUAACGUUACAACAUCAAUAGGCCUACAGGAAAAUUUUAAAUCAGUCUGGUGGACAGUUGGACCUCUAAAACCAGAGAUAAAUCAUACACAUCAUGGAGGAAGAGGAAGUGACCGUGGAUGCAGAGAGUGCAGACAGCUUCACAGCCCAUGAGUAUGCAGCUCAGGCCAUGGCAGCAGACAUGGAUCCAUGGAUCGUUUUUGACUCGCGGAAGACCCCAAGGGCAGAGUUUGACCGCUGGCUUGAGUCUAACAGGCCCUCACAGGUGUCUAGAUUUGAAGGGGACGAGGGUGGCCGGGGCCCCGUGGGUUGGAUCGCCGUGCUGGGCCCUGACCACUGCCCCAACACAGGCGAUGUCGUAGGCCUACAGGAGAGCUGGGACCGGCUCCUGGCGAGUGGUCGUCAGGUCACCUUCCAGACUGUGAAGGAGCUGGCACUGAACCACGGUGUGCUCUCUGGUAAGUGGCUCAUGCACCUAGACUCUGGCUUCAAGGUGGACCAUGCCUGGGGGUGCGUGGCACGGGCUGUCUUAGAGGGCAAGAUCUCCAUGGCGAAGGUGAGCCCGCGCGACCCCAAGUCCGACAGCAAGCACAUCAUCUGCGUCUACAAUCAGUCCUUCGCGGACGAGGACCAGGUCAUGAGGUUGGACGCGGUCAUAAGGGCCACAGGAGUCAAGUGCCCGCUGUCUUACAAGCCAGACGUCUAUACUUACCUGGGAAUUUACCGGAACAAUUGUUGGAAGAUGUGCCCCACCAUCUACGAGAGCAAGUAUAACCUGGAGUGCGUGCCAAGGCGUUCCCACAUCCUGAACAAAGUCACCAACCUGGAGGUAACGUAACAUGGACAGCUUGAAGGAAAUAGCCUAACUGGUGGCAAAUUUCCCCUCUCAACUCUUGACACACAGACUUCUAAUCGGACAUGUCUGAUUUCAGCGUUUGUUGCCUCUUGUGAUUCCCAGACACUUUCUUGUGCAGCGAGUGAGUCAUGAAUACGUCAGUGUCAAGCUUGGACACUUUAGUUUUGUGUGUUUUGUCACAAAAACUUGCCACUGGGGGGGGGGACUCAAACAUAUGUGGUUCAAACAAACAUUAUUGUGUUGCAGUUUGGUUUUCAACGGAGUACGUUUAUUCCUGAGUGUUGAGAAACAGCGUUUGGCUAUUAUAUGCCAUAUCUUACAUUGUUGUUUUUUUUUUUUUUUAAGUUCUUAAAAUACACUGCCCAAUAUUGUGUAUUGAAGCCUUUGAUUUGUGAAGGGCUGCAAAGUUUUUGUUCUUUGAAAUGGUUUGCAAUGUGAAUGCAAUUGUGUUGCUUGUUUUGUGUUUGUUGUAACAGUGUGCUGUACACAUCUGCCAAAAUGAAAGUUUGCAUUGUGAGAACUGGCUCAAACAUCAAUAAAUGUAAAAUAAACUACAUCCUUAAGUCCAAGUUGUAGCCAGCUUAAAUCACCACACAAUUUAGAAUGUUUAAUAAACAUUUUAUUUGCA